Heterocephalus glaber (naked mole-rat) is the source of this 2925-nucleotide messenger RNA. RefSeq names its product tRNA methyltransferase 6 non-catalytic subunit (gene Trmt6). Gene Ontology annotation, biological process: tRNA methylation. The record is from RefSeq and is a predicted model, not a curated record. Gene Ontology annotation, cellular component: tRNA (m1A) methyltransferase complex; nucleus. NCBI's taxonomy places the organism in Eukaryota, Metazoa, Chordata, Mammalia, Rodentia, Bathyergidae.
AGUGGUCCUGGGGUCCGAGCCGGAAAGCGGAAGCGGCGUGCAGCACGUGGGGGAGGUGCCUGUUGGAGGAGUGUAGCUCUCUCUGGGGGGUGGGAGGCGAAGCUGUCUGCCGCGACCAUGGAGGAGGAGGGACAAAGUGCUGGGGGCUGGAGGGACACCAAGGAACCUGAAGACCGGCUGCGUGCCAUGGAGAGUUCAGGGGAGCAGCCGAGCGCACAGCCCCCGCUUCCUGGGGACCACUGCAUUCGCGACGGCGACUUCGUGGUGCUGAAACGGGAAGAUGUGUUCAAAGCAGUGCAGGUCCAGCGGAGAAAAAAAAUAACUUUUGAAAAACAGUGGUUCUACCUGGACAACGUCAUUGGCCAUAGUUAUGGAACCACAUUUGAAGUGACUGGUGGGGGAAGUCUUCAGCCCAAGAAGAAGAAGGAAGAGUCUACUUCAGAGACUAAAGAAGCUGGCACUGACAAUCGAAAUAUAAUUGAUGAUGGGAAAUCUCAGAAACUCACUCAAGAUGACAUAAAAGCUUUGAAAGACAAGGGCAUUAAAGGAGAGGAAAUAGUUCAGCAGUUAAUUGAAAAUAGUACAACAUUCCGAGACAAGACAGAAUUUGCUCAGGACAAAUAUAUAAAAAAGAAGAAGAAGAAAUAUGAAGCCAUCGUUACUAUUUUGAAGCCAUCCACUCGUAUUCUUUCAAUUAUGUAUUAUGCAAGAGAGCCUGGAAAAAUUAACCACAUGAGAUAUGAUACACUAGCGCAGAUGUUGACAUUGGGAAAUAUUCGUGCCGGCAAUAAAAUGAUCGUCAUGGAAACAUGUUCGGGCUUGGUGCUGGGUGCAAUGAUGGAACGAAUGGGAGGUUUUGGCUCCAUUAUUCAGCUGUACCCUGGGGAUGGACCCAUUCGGGUAGCAACAGCAUGUUUUGGAUUUCCCAAGUCUUUCCUCAGUGGUCUGUAUGAAUUCCCCCUCAACAAAGUAGACAGUCUCCUGAACGGCACAUUUUCUGCUGAGAUGUUAUCUUCAGAGCCGAAAGACAAUACUUCCAUUGAAGAAAGUAAUGGCAUAGUCGAGGACAAGCAGACUCCUGAACAAGACACUGAGGACCCCAUGACAGAGGCACCAGACAGCAGUCACCCAGAAGACCAAGAAACAAUGGAAGUUGUUGCUCAAGGCCCAGAAUAUAAGGAGCCAAAGGAGAGAGGAAGCAAAAAAGCUUACAUUCAGGAAAAGCAGAGGAGACAAGAAGAACAGAGGAAAAGACAUUUAGAGGCUGCUGCUCUGCUGAGUGAAAGAAAUGCAGAUGGUUUAAUCGUGGCAAGUCGUUUCCAUCCCACUCCACUGCUGCUGGGUUUACUGGACUUUGUGGCCCCUUCACGGCCAUUCGUGGUCUACUGUCAGUACAAAGAGCCUUUGUUGGAAUGCUACACAAAACUGCGGGAGAGGGGAGGAGUCAUCAACCUCAAGCUGUCUGAAACCUGGCUCCGAAAUUACCAGGUUUUACCAGAUCGAAGUCACCCCAAACUGCUGAUGAGUGGAGGCGGGGGCUACCUUCUGUCAGGGUUCACCGUGGUCUCGGACAACGUUAGAGCAGAUGCCACCCUCAGAUGCAGCACAGGCACUUUAGAGUCCCUCAAGACAGAGGAGCCAGCAGCCAAAAAACAGAAAUGCACAGAGUCUGGGUCUUAACCCUUUAAGAACGGCUUUGAUUUUUGUUCUCAGACAUUCUGCCAUUAAUAAUUAAACUUUAAAUGCCAUUGCUAGUUGUUUUUUCAUAUUUUAGGAAUAACAACCUGUCUGUGCACCCCUCCCUGGGAAGGCGGAUCAGCCUCUGUCCACUUCUGACACUGGUGGUAUAGGGGGCUGGAACUGUAGCCAUACAGGCCUGGAUUGAUUUGACAGUUCUGUUUCUUUAACAAAAACCAGGAGUGCUUCUAAAUAUUUUGAAAUUUUUAACACUCUGAAUACGUAUUUAUAUAAGAUUGUUUAUAUAUAAACUAAGUGGAAUAACAAUGUAGCUAAAACUUGGUGAGUUCUGAAAGAAUUUGUAGAAGAAAUUUCCGAGGUUCAUUCUGUUCUCUUUACCCAAGCGAUACGGAUGUGUGGCUGUGUGCAUAUUACAGUACCAAAAACAUCCACCCUAUUCCCUGCAGGGGAAUAAGCUUUCCUUACAUGCUACGAUUUACUAUUUUAAUAGUUGACAACCUAGAAGAGUUCUAAGUAUUUAUUUACUGCUUUUUUUUUUUUUUACAUAGAAGAUUUAGUGGGUACUUUUUUUGCAGUAAUUUGCCAGUUCCCUUAUUCUUUGUUCCAAAUAAAGUGACUGGAAUUUUUGUGGAAUAUUUAAUUAAAAGAAACAUUUUUUCCACUGUAGAGACUUAAAGACACACACAUUUAUAUAUGUGUAUAGAUGCUGAUAUGUACACAUACACAUUUAUAUAUGCACCCAGACAGAAUGUGAUACCUAUCUGGAUGUACACAGACAUGGAGAGAAUUUAGUAUUUAUUUGAAUUACAGAAAAAGUUUCAUGCAGGACUUGGACUAGUUCUCAUUGCAUUGGUGUUGCUCCUUGUCAAAUACAUUUAAAGUGCCUUUUUCUAGUGAUUAUUAAUACAGGUCUGAAAUGUUCUGUGGUGAUUGGGUAUGUAGCCUCAAUAAGCUCUACAAAGCAAAUUAUUUGACUAUCUGGUGACAAAGGUUCAGAGUGAGCCAAGGCUCUUGUCUGGUUGAGAAUGGAUCUUGCUCUGUAAUCACGCUUGUGUGUGCUGUUCACAUUAGCAUAGAAGAGACAGGGAUCGUGCAGCCCAGAGCAGCUCUGAAAGAUGAGAUUUCUUUUUCCUAAUAACAUGUCCUAUCUGAUAAUAACUGAUGUGAUUACCAACAAGUACAGUUGUGGUUUCCUUUUCUUAAAGAAUAAAAGUGUUUCCUACGCUG